CCACUUUUCGCAGUCUUCAUCUGUCUCCGGCGCGUCUAUAAAUGAAGCAUCGGCCUAUUUUGAUGGCUACUAGCUUGGUGGUACUCGGAAAGGAGUGUAUUUGAACGAAAAGCCCGGCUCUUGGAGGAGUUUCCCUUUUUUAUCAUUUCUUGUUUGAGGUUUCUCCUCCUCCUUCUGGCUUUAAUCAUAUCAGAUUUGUUGAAAGGAUCUGAAAAAGUUAUUGCUGCAUCUGAAGAUGGGAACUUGGCGGACACCAAUGCUUGGAAUUCUGUUCCUGAUGUGCUGGGCGGCAACCAUACAAGCAGAGUACAUGAAAUACAAAGACCCCAACCAGCCAGUGAAUGUUCGAGUCAAAGAUCUGAUGAAGCGCAUGACUCUUGCUGAAAAAAUUGGUCAGAUGACACAGAUCGAGCGAAAAGAUGCCUCACCUCAAGUCUUGAAGGACUACUUAAUUGGUAGCAUUCUUAGUGGUGGGGGAAGUGUUCCUGCUCCUCAGGCAUCUGCUAAGGACUGGGUUAAUAUGAUAAAUGAAUACCAGAAAGCUUGCCUGUCGACACGAUUGGGAAUUCCCAUGAUUUAUGGGAUUGAUGCUGUUCAUGGCCACAAUAAUGUCUAUAAUGCAACCAUAUUCCCUCAUAAUGUUGGUCUUGGAGCCACAAGGGAUCCCGAUCUUGUAAAGAGGAUUGGCGUGGCAACUGCUCUUGAAGUCAGAGCAACAGGCAUUCCUUACACUUUUGCGCCAUGUAUCGCGGUUUGUAGAGAUCCAAGGUGGGGCAGGUGCUAUGAGAGUUACAGUGAGGAUCACAGGGUUGUGCAGGCAAUGACCCAAAUUAUUCUUGGUUUACAGGGAGAUAUCCCCGCAAACUACACAAAGAACUUCCCUUAUGUUUCCGGAAAGAAGCAUGUUGCAGCUUGCGCCAAGCACUUUGUUGGUGAUGGUGGGACACAAAAAGGAAUCAAUGAGAAUAAUACUAUUAUCGACUUCCAUGGACUCCUCAGCAUCCAUAUGCCUGCUUAUUAUGACUCCGUCGCAAAGGGUGUGUCCACAAUCAUGGCAUCUUAUUCAAGUUGGAAUGGAAUUAAAAUGCAUGCCAACCGUUACCUAAUCACUGACUUCCUCAAGAAGAAGCUUGGUUUCAAGGGAUUCGUGAUCUCAGACUGGCAGGGCAUAGAUCGGAUCACCACUCCACCUGAUGCAAAUUACACUUACUCCGUUCAAGUGUCAGUAAACGCUGGUAUCGACAUGGUGAUGGUUCCAGAUGACUAUCCUGGGUUCUUCAAUACUCUGACAACUCUGGUUAAUGCCAAAGUGAUCCCCAUGAGCCGAAUUGAUGAUGCUGUAAGAAGGAUCUUGCGGGUGAAGUUUGUCAUGGGUCUUUUCGACAAUCCUCUGGCUGACUACAACUUGGUUGAUCAGCUUGGAAAGAAGGAGCACAGGGAGUUGGCAAGGGAAGCUGUAAGGAAAUCACUUGUGCUGCUGAAGAAUGGAAAGUCUAGUAAGAAGCCAUUGCUGCCACUGCCAAAGAAGGCCGGGAAGAUUCUUGUUGCUGGAAGCCAUGCAGACAACCUUGGCUACCAGUGUGGUGGUUGGACCAUAGAGUGGCAAGGAAGUAGUGGAAGAAUCACUGGUGGUACCACGAUCCUGGAGGCCAUCAAGUCCACAGUAGAUCCAUCAACCAAUGUAGCGUUCUCUGAGAACCCUGAUGCCGGCUUCGUUAAGAGCAACAACUUCUCCUAUGCCAUUGUCGUCGUCGGGGAGCCGCCCUACUCUGAGACUGCUGGAGACAGCCUCAACCUCACCAUUCCUGAGCCUGGGCCGAGCACAAUCCAAUCUGUGUGCGGCGCGGUGAAGUGCGUGGUGGUUAUCAUCUCCGGCAGGCCCGUGGUCGUCGAGCCGUAUGUGCCCCUGAUGGACGCGCUUGUGGCUGCCUGGCUGCCGGGAUCCGAAGGCCAAGGGGUCGCUGACGUGCUCUUCGGGGACUUCGGCUUCACCGGGAAGCUGCCUCGCACUUGGUUCAAGUCGGUGGACCAGCUCCCCAUGAACGUUGGUGACAAGAACUACGACCCCCUGUUCCCGUUUGGUUUUGGGUUGACAACGUCAACAGUGUAGGGUCUUGAGUAGCAGCGAAGAAUCUAGAAUCGGAUCCGGCAUCAUUCUAUAUAUAUAUAAUCAACGUUGAUUUGCUCAUCCAUCCAAACUUCUGUGAACUUGCAUGUAUGUAUAUGUUGAUCUUGAUUAAUGGAAUUUCUAAGAGAUGUGGCCUAUUGGAAGGAUUCAA
Musa acuminata AAA Group (dessert banana) is the source of this 2279-nucleotide messenger RNA. RefSeq lists its product as uncharacterized. The transcript is spliced from 10 exons. The record is from RefSeq and is a predicted model, not a curated record. NCBI's taxonomy places the organism in Eukaryota, Viridiplantae, Streptophyta, Magnoliopsida, Zingiberales, Musaceae. Gene Ontology annotation, molecular function: beta-glucosidase activity. The coding region runs from base 236 to 2110 and encodes 624 amino acids. Gene Ontology annotation, biological process: glucan catabolic process.